Plasmopara halstedii is the source of this 1770-nucleotide messenger RNA. Its product is annotated as 26s protease regulatory subunit 4. The record is from RefSeq and is a predicted model, not a curated record. Gene Ontology annotation, biological process: proteasome-mediated ubiquitin-dependent protein catabolic process. Lineage: Eukaryota; Oomycota; Peronosporomycetes; Peronosporales; Peronosporaceae. Gene Ontology annotation, molecular function: ATP hydrolysis activity; ATP binding; proteasome-activating activity. Gene Ontology annotation, cellular component: proteasome regulatory particle, base subcomplex. The coding region runs from base 1 to 1770 and encodes 589 amino acids. The transcript is spliced from 4 exons.
AUGGGUCAGGGCCAGAGCGGUCUCCCUCGCCAGACGCGCGAGGAAGCUGCCAAGAAAAAGGAAGAUGCGGCUAAGCAAAAGAAAAAAAAGUUUGAGCCCCGUGGAGGUGCCAUGACACGCAAACGCCGCAAGAAAAAAGGCCCAUCCGCCGCCGUGCGCAUUCCGACCGUGUACCCAACGGCGAAAUGCAAGCUGCGCCUUCUUAAAAUGGAACGAAUUAAAGACUUUUUGCUGAUGGAACAAGAAUUUAUCCAGAACCAAGAGGUUAUGAAGCCUAAGCAGGAAAAAGACGAAGAGGAACGUUCCAAGGUGGACGAUUUACGUGGCACACCUAUGGGUGUUGGCACGCUCGAGGAGAUGAUCGACGACAAUCAUGCCAUUGUGUCCUCAUCAGUAGGUCCUGAAUAUUAUGUGGGUGUCAUGUCGUUUGUGAAUCAGGAUAUGCUCGAGCCUGGGUGCUCGGUAUUGCUGCACAAUAAGGUCAUGUCGGUUGUAGGUAUCCUGGCGGACGAUGCGGACCCCAUGGUGAGUGUUAUGAAGGUGGACAAAGCGCCUCUUGAAUCGUAUGCCGAUAUUGGUGGACUUGAGUCACAAAUUCAGGAGAUCAAAGAGGCAGUAGAGUUACCACUUACACACCCAGAGCUGUAUGAAGGCAUCGGUAUCCGUCCGCCUAAAGGAGUUAUUCUAUAUGGUGAGCCAGGUACAGGCAAAACGUUGCUGGCAAAAGCUGUGGCCAACCAGACAUCAGCGACAUUUCUUCGUAUUGUCGGAUCCGAGCUCAUUCAAAAGUAUCUUGGCGACGGGCCGAAGCUUGUUCGAGAAAUGUUCCGUGUCGCAGACGAUCACGCGCCCUCUAUAGUAUUCAUCGAUGAAAUUGAUGCUGUCGGAAGCAAGCGUUACGACUCAAGCAGCGGGGGUACUCGCGAAAUUCAGCGUACGAUGCUUGAGUUGCUGAAUCAACUGGAUGGAUUUGAUGAGCGUGGUGACGUAAAAGUUAUUAUGGCUACAAAUGCCAUCGAAAGUCUUGACCCCGCUCUGAUUCGUCCUGGACGUAUUGACAGAAAGAUUGAGUUUCCGCUACCAGACAUAAAGACCAAGCGUCGUAUUUUCGGCAUCCACACUGGUCGCAUGAGUCUAGCAGAAGAUGUGGAUCUAGAAGAGUUUGUCAUGUCUAAGGACGAGCUUUCUGGAGCUGACAUUAAGGCUGUUUGCACGGAAGCUGGUUUGCUUGCUUUACGCGAGCGCCGUAUGCGUGUAACACAAUCAGACUUUCGGAAGGCGAAGGAGAAAGCGCUGUACAAGAAAAAGGCGAACAUUCCUGAAGGCCUCUACCUGGUACUACGUGACACCUCAAAUUUGGACGCUGAUCUAACACUUCCAUUAGAUUCGAUUUUUUACCUUCCUGGCAAACCAGGCAGCCAAGAUAUGACGGUAAAACUGGAUCUGGCUGCUAUGAUAUUUGCGUCUGUAUACCUGGACGUAACGCAAAGCAACGGUCUUUUAAAUACUCCACAGGUCUUUUUGGUGGCAUUUGAGCUCAUCGUCACAAGCCUCACAUCAAAUCGAUUUGCCAAGUUCACGAGAUUAAUUCGUUGCGUCUCCAGCAAGACUGAACGCCUUUUAGCUAUGGGAGUUUUCAUGGCCUUGUUAGUGAUCGCGUCGAGAACAGACAGUGCACUGCUAGUCGGGUCGUCAAAGCCAUGGCGUCGCCAGUUGUAUAUGGCGUUGGCCCACUUCAUCAUACUUUUUGAAGUGACUGCGGCGAAAUAG